UCUCUAUGCUCUCGCACUCCAGCUUAUUAAUACUCUCCCUGCGCACUCCUCUCUCUUUCCCUUCCGGAAAGCUAAAGAAGAAAGAUGGGCCUUUCUCUUUCUCACCCAGAAAAAAGAAGCCCUUCUUCGUCUGCUUUAUGACUCUCGCUCCUCACCAACGGAGGGCUCAAUGUGAAGCUGCACUUUCUCUCACCAGCUGUCUUCACAUUCUAGGCUAGGUUGUCAGCUUUCCCUGGGUUCUCUUGGCUUUUCAACGUUCUUCUCGUGGGCGUAGUCGAGAAAUCUUAGGAAGUCAAAAUGGAGGCAAUGUGAGCUCUUUACUUCGGGGUUUUUCUUUUUUUGAUAACUAGGAGUUGGGUUUUUCUUUUUGCUUCUUUUUUUUGCCCCAUUUGUGCAAUACACAGGGAUGGAGAGCAUUUCUUGGCUCUUGGUGGUGUUGGUCUCUAUGGGGAUGGUUGUGUGCACUUGGGGCCAGAAUAGUAGCUCGGAAGCAAUCACAGCUGUUUACAUUGUGACCCUUAAACAAGCUCCUGGUGUCCAUGACUAUGGAGUGCUAAAGAAGGAGACGAAUGUGUUCAGGCAUGGAGGUUCGGGGAAAUCCAACAGAAUGGACAAAGCAAGGGACAGGAACACUUCUCGUUCUGGUGGGAGCUCUGGUUCUUAUAUUGCUCGAGUUCAUGAUUCAUUAUUGAGGAGGGCACUCAAGGGAGAGAAAUAUCUGAAAAUUUACAGCUAUCACUACUUAAUAAAUGGAUUUGCGGUGCUUGUCACUCCCCAACAGGCUGACAUACUUUCCCGGAGAAGAGAGGUGGCAAACGUUGUUUUGGAUUUUUCAGUUAGAACAGCAACAACUCAUACUCCACAAUUUCUUGGUCUACCGAAUGGAGCGUGGGCACUACGUGGCGGAUAUGGCUCAGCUGGAGAAGGAGUUGUGAUUAGUUUCAUUGACACUGGCAUUGAUCCGACACACCCAAGCUUUGCCGAUGACGUGUCUGACCGUCCAUAUCCAGUCCCUGCCCAUUACUCGGGGAUUUGUGAGGUCACCCCAGAUUUUCCAUCUGGAUCUUGCAAUAGGAAGCUUGUCGGGGCCCGGCAUUUUGCUGCAUCUGCUAUAACCAGAGGAAUUUUCAAUGCAUCACAGGACUAUGCAUCGCCAUUUGAUGGAGAUGGUCAUGGGACGCACACAGCUUCAGUUGCAGCAGGAAACCAUGGAAUUCCAGUUAUUGUUUCUGGUCAUCACUUUGGGAAUGCAAGUGGAAUGGCUCCUCGUUCACACAUCGCUGUUUACAAGUCGUUGUAUAAGAGCUUUGGAGGCUUUGCUGCUGAUGUCGUUGCUGCAAUUGACCAGGCUGCUCAGGAUGGCGUUGACAUAAUAAGCUUAUCAAUCACUCCUAACAGGCGUCCUCCUGGAAUUGCAACAUUCUUCAAUCCCAUUGACAUGGCUCUGUUGUCAGCAGUAAAAGCUGGCAUUUUUGUUGUGCAAGCUGCUGGAAAUACUGGGCCUGCACCAAAAAGUAUAUCUUCCUUCAGUCCAUGGAUCUUCACUGUUGGCGCUGCUGCUCAUGACCGAGUGUACCAUAACUCCAUACUUCUUGGAAAUAACCAAUCAAUUGCUGGAGUAGGCCUUGCGCCGGGAACCGAUAAAGAUACGAUGUACAGGCUAGUCUCAGCACUCGAUGCUCUGAACAAUGACACUACAAUUUCCAAAGACAUGUAUGUGGGUGAAUGUCAGGACUCCACAAACUUUGAGCCAGACCUUGUCCAAGGGAACCUUUUGAUAUGCAGCUACUCGAUCCGGUUUGUGCUUGGACUCUCCACCAUCAAACAGGCCUUAGAAACAGCCAACAACCUCAGUGCAGCUGGUAUCGUGUUUUACAUGGAUCCUUUUGUGAUUGGGUUUCAGCUUAAUCCAACUCCAAUGAAGAUCCCUGGCAUCAUCAUUCCAUCACCAGAUGAUUCCAAGAUACUGCUUCAAUACUACAAUUCUUCUGUGGAGAGGGAUGGACAGACAAAAAAGGUUGUUACAUUUGGAGCCACUGCUAGCAUCUUGGGCGGGCUGAAAGCCAAUUACAGCUUUUCUGCUCCAAAAGUCAUGUACUACUCAGCCAGAGGAGCUGAUCCAGAAGACAGUUCUCUCACUGACGCAGAUAUAUUGAAACCGAACUUGGUUGCCCCUGGUAAUUUCAUAUGGGCUGCUUGGAGCUCCGUUGGCACUGAUUCUAUGGAAUUCGAAGGUGAGAACUUUGCGAUGAUGUCUGGGACAAGCAUGGCCGCUCCUCAUAUUGCUGGGCUUGCGGCUCUGAUUAAGCAAAAUUUCCCAAGUUUUAGUCCUUCUGCCAUCGCAUCUGCACUUUCUACGACGGCUUCUUUAUAUGUCAAGUCCGGGGGACCAAUAAUGGCUCAGCGUGCUUAUGCCAACCCAGAUCAAAAUCAGUCCCCAGCAACACCUUUUGACAUGGGCAGCGGUUUUGUGAAUGCAACAGCUGCUUUGAAUCCGGGACUCAUUCUUGACUCCAGUUAUGAUGAUUACAUGUCAUUUCUGUGUGGCAUCAACGGUUCGGCUCCGAUUGUUUGGAACUACACUGGCCAAAGUUGUUGGGCUUACAACAACACUGUUAGUGGCACCGACCUGAACUUGCCCUCUAUCACAAUCGCGACGCUCAACGGCUCUAGGACGGUUCAACGGACAGUCAUCAAUAUUGCGGGAAACGAGACUUACAGUGUCGGUUGGAACGCCCCUUAUGGGGUCUCCAUGAAGGUGGCUCCAACUCGCUUCGCCAUCACCAACGGCCAGAAACAGGUACUGAGUGUCUUCUUCAACGCAACGAUCAAUAGUUCCUCGGCGAGCUUCGGGAGAAUCGCACUGUUUGGAACUCAAGACCACGUCGCAAACAUACCAUUGUCAGUCAUUGUAAAGAUCUCUUAUAACUCCACUAACACUUGAGCGUAGAGUUGAUUUUUUUUUUUUCCUUUCGUCUAUUUUAUCUGUACCUUUUGCACUUUCGGGUUUUGAUUUUUUGCUCCUCCGAUUUGUUCUGCAUGGAGAUUUGUAUGUGGCAAGAUCUGUAAUGUAAGUCGAAUGUUUGUUCAUAGUCAUGUAAAUGUUCAGUAGAUCAUGUAACGGUGUUCAACUGCCUCACUUCAA
This is a messenger RNA of Rhodamnia argentea, 3145 nucleotides long. RefSeq names its product subtilisin-like protease SBT2.3. The coding region runs from base 407 to 2944 and encodes 845 amino acids. Gene Ontology annotation, molecular function: serine-type endopeptidase activity. The record is from RefSeq and is a predicted model, not a curated record. NCBI's taxonomy places the organism in Eukaryota, Viridiplantae, Streptophyta, Magnoliopsida, Myrtales, Myrtaceae. The transcript is spliced from 10 exons. Gene Ontology annotation, biological process: proteolysis.